Messenger RNA from Microcebus murinus (gray mouse lemur), 3321 nucleotides. The record is from RefSeq and is a predicted model, not a curated record. NCBI's taxonomy places the organism in Eukaryota, Metazoa, Chordata, Mammalia, Primates, Cheirogaleidae.
UGUGUCUUCUGUCUAUAUUUUUAUUUUAAAACACAAUAUUGUAAAAGACAAUGUCUUCUGAUUUCUUUCAUUUAGGACCUGAGAUUUGGAGGCGGGCAAUUUGCAGUAUUUGUAAAAAGAGUAUAAUAAAAUUACCCAUAAGCCCUGGAUUCUAUAUCCUACAUUUGCUAAUGGAACUGUCAUAAACAGAUUAUUGAAUUUGAGCGCUAGAGGGGCCUUGGAGAGCAUGGAAUCCAACCUCUGUAUAUUACAGAAAAAACUGAAGACAAGGAAUAUUAAGUCACUGGCUAGUCACACAGCUAACUAGAGGAGAACAAGGACUAAACCCUCAGACUUCCUGAGUUCAAGUCCUAUGCCCUUUUUCAUUCUCUCAAGAUAUAGACUUUCAAUAUCAGUCUGUCAUUCCCACAAAGUGAAAAUAGAGUUAACUGAGUUUCCUGUGUGACUGAACACCUACGAAGCAAAGCCUUCAUUCUCAAAAGCAAAACUGGAAACAUAAAAUUUCUAUAACAGAAGAUUUUCUCCAAGGCUGCUUUUUCUGUCUGUUCAAGUAUAAAUAAGGUGCCUAGAGGUAAUGUUUGCCACAGGCAGUAGUUAUUAAUCUCUGACUAUAUUUUUAAAGCAACAAGGCUAAUUUUAGAUUGCUAUUGAAAAAAAUUAUCUCCUACUCUCAAUAUCUGAUCAUCUUGGAAAUUAUUUGCAGACUUUGUUUUCAUGCUUUCCCUAAAAGCACUCUGUCCUUGCCCAGAGAAAUCUGUAGAUAUUAGGUUUGGUGCUUGAAAUGUGCACUUUGGCAGACCUCCAUUUAAAGGUGUAUUUUUUAAUGAAGGGUAAAGAGCAGCUGAUUAUACUUAGGCAAACCCCAGAGGAAAUGGACUCUGUUGAUGGUAACUGACUACAGUGGAGCUGGGAAAGCUCAUGUUUCCCCCUCCCUCCAACCUCUGCUCUGAUAAUCACCAACCAAGCUCUAUCAAGAAUAUUUCGUUUGAUGAUCCAGCAAAGUGUCUGGUAAGGGAGAAACAGGAAGGGCAGGGCACUUCCCAGGAGAGUGAGGAAAGGAGGUUCUGUAAGCUUUCUCCGGUGAUUAGUGCUGGGGAAGUUGAUCUCCUUUCAUGCUGUAGAUGUGGCGCGCUGCAGUCACGCCUCCCGCUGCCAGCCCAGCUCCGGGAUCCUAAUCAGUCACUAUGAAAACUCAUUAGCUCCACAGCAAUGAGUCCUCCACUGCUGAAGCUUGGCGCUGUGCUUAGCACCAUGGCAAUGAUUUCAAACUGGAUGUCCCAAACUCUCCCAUCCUUGGUGGGACUGAACACCACCACGAGGCUGUCCACGCCAGAUACCUUAACUCAAAUUAGUCCCAAAGAAGGGUGGCAAGUGUACAGCUCAGCACAGGAUCCUGAUGGGCGAUGCAUUUGCACAGUGGUUGCUCCAGAACAAAACCUGUGUUCCAGGGAUGCCAAAAGCAGGCAGCUUCGUCAACUGCUGGAAAAGGUUCAGAACAUGUCCCAGUCUAUUGAAGUCUUAAACUUGAGAACUCAGAGAGAUUUCCAAUAUGUUUUAAAAAUGGAAACACAAAUGAAAGGGCUGAAGGCCAAGUUUCGGCAGAUUGAAGAUGAUCGGAAGACGCUAAUGACAAAACAUUUUCAAGAAUUGAAAGAGAAGAUGGACGAGCUCCUGCCUCUUGAUCCUGUGCUGGAACAGUAACAAAACAGAUGCCAAGUUAAUCACCCAGUUCAGGAGGAAAUCCGGAAUCUGUCGGCUGUCCUCACUGGAUUCAGAGAAAUCGGUGCCUAUGACUAUGAGGAACUGCAUCAAAGGGUGCAGCUGGAAACCAGACUUCGGGACUGCAUGAAAAGCUAAGUGACAUGUGGCAAACUGAUGAAAAUCACAGGCCCAAUUACUGUCAAGACAUCUGGAACCCGAUUUGGUGCUUGGAUGACAGAUCCUUUAGCAUCUGAAAAAAAUAACAGAGUCUGGUACAUGGACAGUUAUACUAACAAUAAAAUUGUCCGUGAGUACAAAUCAAUUGCAGACUUUGUCAGUGGGGCUGAAUCAAGGACAUACAACCUCCCUUUCAAGUGGGCAGGAACUAACCAUGUUGUCUACAACGGCUCACUCUAUUUUAACAAGUAUCAAAGUAAUAUCAUCAUCAAAUACAGCUUUGAUUUGGGAAGAGUGCUUGCCCAGCGAAGCCUGGAGUAUGCUGGUUUUCACAAUGUUUAUCCCUACACAUGGGGUGGAUUCUCUGACAUCGACCUAAUGGCUGAUGAAAUCGGACUGUGGGCUGUGUAUGCCACCAACCAGAAUGCAGGCAAUAUUGUCAUCAGCCAACUUAACCAAGACACCUUGGAGGUGACGAAGAGCUGGAGCACCGGGUACCCCAAAAGAAGUGCAGGGGAAUCUUUCAUGAUCUGUGGGACGCUGUAUGUCACCAACUCCCACUUAACGGGAGCCAAGGUGUAUUAUUCCUAUUCCACAAAAACCUCCACAUAUGAGUACACAGACAUUCCCUUCCAUAACCAAUAUUUCCACAUAUCCAUGCUUGACUAUAAUGCAAGAGAUAGAGCUCUCUAUGCCUGGAACAAUGGCCACCAAGUCCUGUUCAAUGUUACCCUUUUCCACAUCAUUAAGACUGAAGAUGACACAUAGGCAAAUGUGAUUUGUUUUCAUUGAUUUAAACGGUGUCAUUUGUGAUAAACUCCAUAGGAACCCUUCUGUUUUUUCAUUAUUAUUACUUUGCAUCAUUUCUCCAAAGCAAAGCAUAUUUUUUAUUGUAAAGUUGGUGUUUCAAAAAACAGCUCAGCUUGUCUAAGUUAACGUGUUGGAAACACAUCUUAACUCCUAAAUUUACAAGGCUUAUCAUGUCCUUGUCAUGAAAAGCACUAAAAAGAGUUUAAGUGGCUAAAGUCAUAGUUUUGCAAAAGAUUAACGAUCUGCCUUAUUAUAUUAGAGUCAGAGACUAAUGGUGGCUUAAAUGCAUGAAUGUCUUUUUUUUUUAACUUUGUCAUUUUUUUUACUGUCUUUUGCUCCACAUCAGGAAAUAUUUUGGUAGGAAUUAGAAGUAAAAAAAAAAAAAAAAAAAAAGCGCUUUCUCCCCAUUUAUUUCUUUAAAAAUAUUUAAGGAUUUCAUUUAUGUGGAAAAAUAAUCAUUUUGCUAUUAACACAACUCUCUGAUGCGGUGCUGUACAGUCAUUUUUAAAUCUCUUGCUAACGUUUUAUUGGCAAUAUGUAUUUCUACCAUUGUAACCACCAUUGUGCAAUUGUAUCUCUUCACUUCUGUGAAAGUAAGUAAUAUUUUUUAUAAAAUACACUGAAAUUUAAUCU